Saprolegnia diclina VS20 is the source of this 1931-nucleotide messenger RNA. RefSeq lists its product as hypothetical. The transcript has 5 exons. Gene Ontology annotation, molecular function: hydrolase activity, hydrolyzing O-glycosyl compounds. The record is from RefSeq and is a predicted model, not a curated record. Bases 53 to 1900 code for a protein of 615 amino acids. NCBI's taxonomy places the organism in Eukaryota, Oomycota, Saprolegniomycetes, Saprolegniales, Saprolegniaceae.
CUUUGCUUCGACAUGGAUUUGCUUCGAGAGAUCAUUCUUGGAUCCGACUCGCAUGGCAACGAACGCGCCGACGUCAAGGGGCUCUGUGCCGGAUGCGAGGGCCUCCUUCAGUGGGGUCGUCUCGUAUGGCAGGUACGAAUCGGGCAUGAUCCCCGACGACGAAGAGACAAAGGAAGCCGACACACCUCCGACGCGCCAGGACCACCACGAAGUAGGUCUCCACGAAGUUCUCGCGCCGGCGCCGAAGGCUCAAGGAUGCCUCAAGACGCGACGUGGCAAGGCCAUCCUCGCCGUGUCCGUGCUCGGUAUCAUUGGGCUCAUUUUCGGGCUCGUCGUUGCCAGCGGCGGCUCGGACGGCAAGGGCGCAUCGCAAUCUACCUCGGACAAUAUGGUGGUCCCUGCUCCUUCAAGCACACAACCGUGGACAUCAGGACCAACUGUCGCUCCGGUAAUGACAAGCGCAACGCCGCCAACGCCUCGACCGCCCGCACCUGCGGUAGUUCAGCCAUCCGCAUCAACACCCAUCCCUACUGUCACCUCAACACUGACGCCAAAACCAACGCCGGCACCGACGCCAACACCCGUCUUGUAUGGCAAGAUCAACGACGGCACGCCCGGCACGGCCGGCCAAGUCACCAACAUGGCCUCGUUCCCGCCCCUCGGCUGCAAGCUACCCAACUACCUCAGCGAGAACGGCGGCCUCUUUGCCCAGGCGCCCAACGGCACCAAAGUGCCCGUCGCCAUCAAAGGCAUCAACUGGUUUGGCAUGGAGACGGAGCUCCGCAUCCCGUUCGGUCUCUGGGCCAACCCGGACAACGGCACGUCCCUCUUUGAGGUUGUGGCGUUCCUCGCCCGGCACAACUUCAACAGCAUCCGCCUCCCGCUGACCGUCGACGCGCUCGUCAAGAACACGCCACCCAACGCCAACGUCGUCAACGAGUACGAGAGCCCGGGUUUGAACCUCACGAGCUACGUGAGCGCGGUCCAGAGCAUCGUGCGCGCGUGCGGCGCUCUCGGCAUCUCGGUGCUCCUCGACAUCCACUACCUCUCGGUGACCGACAAGGGCGACGCGUGGUUCAGCGACAUCACGCCCGAGAGUGUGACGCUGCAAGCCAUGGACGCGCUCACGACCAACCUCUGCGAAGACGCGUACUGGAACGUCGUUGGCGUCGACCUCAAGAACGAGCCGUGGCAGACCACGUGGGGCGACGACGGACCCAAGGACUUUCGCCGCGGCGCGACGCUUCUCGCGCAGCGCAUGUUGGCCAAGUGUCCCAACUGGCUCGCGUUCGUCGAGGGCAACGCCGAGACGCACUCGAUCACGAUCAACGGCACUCGCUUUGACUACUACGACUGGUGGGGCGGCGGUCUCCAGGCGGCGGGCACCUCCCCGAUCACGACGCUGCCCACCAAGCUCGUGUACGCCCCGCACUACUACAACCCGUCCGUGUACCCGCAAUCGUUUCUGGUCUCGAGCGCGGCGCCGCGCAAGGCGGGCGAGACGGUCUUGCGCAACUACACCGAGUGGGGCGACGCCGAGCUGCGCCAGGUGGUGUCCGCGACCGCCCAAGACAUGUUUGGGUACUUGCGGGCGCAAGGCCACGCGAUCGUCUUUGGCGAGUUUGGCGGCCUCUUCGCCCUCGACGCGCACCCGCACAAGACAUCCCAGCGCGUCGUCAAUCUGUGCAUGCAGAUCAUGAUGGAGCAAGGCUACAGCGGCGGGUACAUGUGGGCGCUCAACCCCGAGAGCGGGUACGGCUUCAACCCCUCCGACACUGCCGGCUACUGGACGGAAGGUCUGCUGCAACCCAAUUGGCGCGACGUCAACAACGUGUACCUCGACGCCCUGCGUGCGCUCGAUCGGCUGCCGCACCUCCGUCGCUUUCCGUGCUUUACGUAAUCGAUAUCUUUUGCAAACAGAAUCUAAAACA